Molecule: messenger RNA, 1858 nt
Organism: Cuscuta europaea
Lineage: Eukaryota; Viridiplantae; Streptophyta; Magnoliopsida; Solanales; Convolvulaceae
Source: the annotation of a GenBank genome assembly
ACCGAAGCUUUUCUCUACGGCUCAAAGAGAGACAAAAUGGGGAAAGAUCUGAGCGACGAUCAAAAGUCUUCCAUGAAGGAGGCAUUCACGCUCUUCGACACCGAUGGAGACGGAAAGAUCGCGCCGUCCGAGCUCGGUAUCCUUAUGAGGUCACUCGGGGGGAAUCCAACGCAGGCCCAACUCAAAGCCAUCAUCGCCGACGAGAAGCUCAACGCACCCUUCGAUUUCAAUCGCUUCCUCGACCUUAUGUCCAAGCACCUCAAGCCUGAGCCGUUCGAUCGCCAGCUCCGAGACGCCUUCAAGGUUCUCGACAAGGACUCAACGGGUUACGUUGUGGUUUCGGAGCUCAGGCACAUCCUCACCAGCAUAGGUGAGAAGCUCGAUCCGGCGGAGUUUGAUGAAUGGAUCCGAGAGGUUGAUGUUGGAUCCGACGGAAAGCUGCGCUACGAGGACUUUAUUGCUCGCAUGGUCGCCAAGUGAUUGCUCUCCCUUGAAAUGUACUACUUCGGAUGAUGUUUUAAAUAUUGGCGUGAUUAGGAUUUGGUGAUAUGUUGAGUGGAUGGAUUCAGUUCCAAGUUUGCUCCCUCCUAAACACUAGUCUUUUGCAUGGCGUGCUGAAGGACAUCUUCAAGAUUGCUUCUUUGAUGUUACUUUCAAUUCUCUUUGUUUAUCAAUGAACAAUUUGCAAGUUGCGGAUGUUACUGUAUUUGGAUUUUAGUAGUAUGACCUUCAAUCUUUGGAACCAUUAAAGCAUGUGCAUAAUGCUUCAAACUCGAGCAAACGUUAAAAACUUUGUAUCAGAUUAGCUAGAAUUUUGAUUAGAAUGAAUUAUAACAUGCUUGACUUAUUUGGGUAGUAUUUGAGGUGAAAUAAUAAAUAGUAGUAACAGUUACGAAAUCAUUUUUAUUUAGUUAAAAGUGACUCAAACUAGGAGCCUAUUUGCUAUGACUAAUAUUCAUUGAAUAUGUUGACUUUGUUCAAAUUGUUAAAGUUGUGAAUGAAAACGAUUGAAUGUGUUGAAUUAUCAAAAAAUACAGAUACAUAAUAUAUAUAUAUAUAUCUGUGUGUGUGUGUGUGUGUGACCCAUAGUGAAAAUCCCGUCCAAAAUUGCAUGGACUGACUGCAGCUUCAUGACAAAGAAGCGCAAACAGUUUAAUGAGCCAUUUUGCUUUAUUCCAUCAUAAUCUCAAGCCAAAAAAUAAUGAAUCUUUGGCUCCAUUGCAAAUGAUGGAAACAAUAGAAUUAAUAAGGUGAUUUAUAAAAAUACUUUAUAACUUAUAGUUCAACAAACCUAAAUAAAAAAUAGAACUUUAUAGGGUUUAUUAUCAAAAUAGGACUAAAAGUCACUCACUUUGCACAAAUAGGACAAAAAACUAAAUUAUGUUUUCAUAGGACUAAUUAUGUGUGUCUUGGACAAAUAUACUCUUCUAGCUAUUGAAAUGUUUUAAUUCAUAAUAUAAUAAUAAAAAAUAAUAAAAAUUCGUAAAAAAUACUAACAAACUAAUAAAAAUAUUUCGAUAAUAAUUAAUUAAUUAAUUUUUUUUCAAAAAAUAAAAAAAUAUUUUUUAAAAAAAAAAAAUAAAAAACUCAAAAAAAUAAAAUAAAAUUCACCGCUGCCUCUGCCGCCUCUGCACCACCACCACCAGUCAUCGGGAAAAAAAUGCCAAGUUCAUUAUGAAUGCCAUAUUUAUGGCAGAAAAUAAUGAAAAUGUUGGCAUUCUCAAAGAGAAAUAUGCCAUAUUUUUGGCAUUUUCAGGAAAAAAGAACAGUUUUUAGGGAAAAUGGCAUUUUUUUCACCGCCCGAAGAUGGUGGUGCAGGGAGGUAGUUCAGGCGGUGGGAAAGGCAACCAUAUUUUUU